CCCAGUGCCUGGGCCCCGAGAGUAGAAUGGUUCCCGAGGCCCAGGGCGUCGUGCUUCCGCGCGCCCUGUGAAGGAAACUGGGGACCCUCGAGGGACCCCGACUUUAACCGCGAAAACCCCGGAUGGUGUGAAGCAGGUGCCUCUCCUGUCGCCAAUGUGAACGCGGCGCGGAGUCUGGGCGGGCUUGGGCCGGUUCCGUGGGCAGGUUGACUCAGCUUUUCCUUUUGAGCUGGUCAAGUUCAGACACGUUCCGAAACUGCAGUAAAAGGAGCUAAGCCCUGACUUGUCUCCAGCUGGGACUAUUUAAACCAUGGAUUUUCCCAGCUGUGUUCAGUGGCUGUUGGAGGGUGGACCUGUGGGCGCGGACGCCUACUACUUUUUCUCUACCGAUCCAGGCAAAUGUGCAAUACCAACAUGUCUGUACCUACUGAUGGUGCUGUAACCACCUCACAGAUUCCAGCUUCGGAACAAGAGACCCUGGUUAGACCAAAGCCAUUGCUUUUGAAGUUACUAAAGUCUGUUGGUGCACAAAAAGACACUUAUACUAUGAAAGAGGUUCUAUUUUAUCUUGGCCAGUAUAUUAUGAAUAAACGAUUAUAUGAUGAGAAGCAACAACAUAUUGUAUAUUGUUCAAAUGAUCUUCUAGGAGAUUUGUUUGGUGUACCAAGCUUCUCUGUGAAAGAACACAGGAAAAUAUAUACCAUGAUCUACAGAAACUUGGUAGUAGUCAAUCAGCAGGAAUCUUCAGACUCAGGUACAUCUGUGAGUGAGAGCAGAUGUCGCUUUGAAGGGGGGAGUGAUCAAAAGGACCCUGUGCAAGACCUACAGGAAGAGAGACCUUCAUCUUCACAUUUGGUUUCUAGACCAUCUACCUCAUCUAGAAGGAGAGCAAUUAGUGAGACAGCAAUUUGUUUUUUUUUCCUUACAUAUCCAGAAGAAAAUUCAGAUGAAUUAUCUGGCGAACGGCAAAGAAAACGCCACAAAUCUGAUAGUAUUUCCCUUUCCUUUGAUGAAAGCCUGGCUCUGUGUGUAAUAAGGGAGAUAUGUUGUGAAAGAAGCAGUAGCAGUGAAUCUACAGGGACGCCAUCGAAUCCGGAUCUGGAUGCUGGUGUAAGUGAACAUUCAAGUGAUUGGUUGGAUCAGGAUUCAGUUUCAGAUCAGUUUAGUGUAGAAUUUGAAGUUGAAUCUCUCGACUCAGAAGAUUAUAGCCUUAGUGAAGAAGGACAAGAACUCUCAGAUGAAGAUGAUGAGGUAUAUCGAGUUACUGUGUAUCAGGCAGGGGAGAGUGAUACAGAUUCAUUUGAAGAAGAUCCUGAAAUUUCCUUAGCUGACUAUUGGAAAUGCACUUCAUGCCAUGAAAUGAAUCCCCCGCUUCCAUCACAUUGUAACAGAUGUUGGGCCCUUCGUGAGAACUGGCUUCCUGAAGAUAAAGGGAAAGAUAAAGGGGAGAUCUCUGAGAAAGCCAAACUGGAAAACUCAACACAAGCUGAAGAGGGCUUUGAUGUUCCUGAUUGCAAAAAAAUUACAGUGAAUGAUUCCAAAGAGCCGUGUGUUGAGGAAAAUGAUGAUAAAAUUACACAAGCCUCACAAUCCCAAGAAAGUGAGGACUAUUCUCAGCCGUCAACUUCUAGUAGCGUUAUUUAUAGCAGCCAAGAAGAUGCGAAAGAGUCUGAAAGGGAAGAAACACAGGACAAAGAAGAAAGUAUGGAAUCUAGUUUGCCCCUUAAUGCCAUUGAACCUUGUGUGAUUUGUCAAGGUCGACCUAAAAAUGGUUGCAUUGUCCAUGGCAAAACGGGACAUCUUAUGGCCUGCUUUACAUGUGCAAAGAAGCUAAAGAAAAGGAAUAAGCCCUGCCCAGUAUGUAGACAACCAAUUCAAAUGAUUGUGCUAACUUAUUUCCCCUAGUUGUCCUGUGUAUAAGAGAGUUAUAUUUCUAACUAAUUAACCCUAAGGAUUUAGACAGCAUGAAAUUUAUUUACAUAUAUCCAAGUGAGAAAAUGCCGCAAUCCAUGUGGAUUUCUUCUCUUUAGUGUAAUUGACCUACUUUGGUAGUGAAAUAGUAAAUACUUACUUUGAAGAAAAUUUCACUUCUGUGUCUAUUUUAUAUUUGGGGUUUUAACAUAAUUUGAAUUGAAUAGUUCAUUCUUUAUCAUAAGCCCAAAUUUUAAGUAAUUUCGACUCUAUCUUAAAUGAGAAUUAUCUAUUUUUUAAAAUAUAUAUAUAUAUGGCAUUUAAAUGUAACUUAUUUAGUACCUUUCAUGUAAAGGGAAAUUGAUGGAAAGAUUUAGUUAGUUUUUUUGGUCUUUUUUUUUUUUUUUUUUAAGACAGAGUAUGACUCGGUUGCCCAGGCUGGAGUGCAGUGGCACAGUCUUGCAGUCUUCACCUUCUUGGUUCAAGCAAUCUCCUGCCUCAGCCUCCAGAGCAGCGAGGAUUACAGGCACGAGCCACAACACUGUCUGAUUUUUUUGUAUUUUUAGUAGAGACAGGAUUUCACCAUGUUGGCAGGGUGAUCUUGAACUCCUAAACUCAAGUGAUCCACCCGCCUCAGUCUCCCAAAAUGCUGGGAUUAUAGGUGUAAGGCACCAUACCUGGCCUCAAAUUUUAGGUGUUAUUAAACCUUCUGAUCUUUAGUUUCUGUCUCCAAAAUACUCUUUCGGUUAAAAAAAAAAUGGCUCUUAUAUUUGGUGCUAUGUAAAUAAAAAUGUACUACUCUUUUUUCUUUCUUUAAGAGUUCUUGUUUUUACAAUAGAGACAGGGUCUCCUUAUGUUGUCCAGGCUGGUCUUGAACUCCUGGACUCAAGAGAUCCUCCUGUCUUGGCCUCCGUAAGUGCUAGGUAGGAUUACAGGUGUGAGCCACCCCACCUGGCUGUAAAAAUGUACUUCUUAUUCUCCAGCCUCCUGUAUAAACUCUAGUAAGGGAUGGGGGUAAUGAUGCUACCAGUGAAAACAGCUACCAUUUACCCAUAAGACAAAACUUUUUAAAGCCUCCUGAGUAAAAUGUGGAAUUGUCUUGGGAAUCUAACCUAGUAUAUCAAGCCCUUCUUCACACAAAAAAAUCUUUUCGGGAUUUAGUGGAACCUGUUGCUUCCCCUAAGUUGGAAAACAACUGUAGGACACUCCAAGUCUUCCUGGGCUGGGUUACUUGGGGCCCAGCCUAGGCUUCAGACUUUUGCUUAAGGCCAGUUUCGGAAACCUGUGAAUUCAGAAAGGUUAAUUCAGAAAUUUGAUCAACGGAGUUGUUUAACAACUAACUGGAAAGAUUGCAAGUUUUUUUUCUGAAUUAUCCAGAAAUUAUGCAUCCUUUUCCUUCAAGAAUGACAAGGUCAGAAUGUGGAAUUCCAAGAUACCUCUUGACUUCCUCUCUAGCUCCAUGUUUGGUCAGUGGAGGCCCACGCGAGCUCAGCAUGCGUACUGAGAAGUGUUAGUGUCUUUCAGAGCCAAUCUACCCUGGUCACGUCACGGUGUUCAUCUGCAGCUACUGCAUGGUGUUCAGAUUGUGUGAAUCCAAAUGUCAUAAAAACUUUAGAAGUGCAAUUCUCGAAAGGUUAGGUGUACUAAAGCAUUCAGUAAAGCAACUGAGAAUAAUGAGUUUACAGUGGAUAAUUCAUUUGAAUUUGAAAAAUAUAGAAAUGAACCUGUCAAAUACCAGCAAGAACUGAAGAAUAAAAUUACUGAUGCAGCGAAGACAGAUGCAAAGAUCAAACAAUUGCAGACUAAAUUUAUAAUGGACAAACCGAAGAAAAAUAAAGGACUACAGAAAGUUCAGGACAUCAAGGAAGUCAGGCAAAACUCAUCUUGACCCCUCUUGCAGGCAAAGGAAAGCAGCUGGAAGAAAAGAUGGUACAACAGUUACAACAGGAUGCAGUCAUGGAAUAGGUUUCCUAAAAAUCUCAUCUGUAACUACUAAUAUAUUUACAUUUGAAAAUCUCUUUUGGAGACUUAAAAUUUCUAAAUUAUUGAUUAUUAUUUUUUUUUUUUGAGACAGUCUUGCUCUGUUGCCAGGUGCCAGUCUGGAGUGCAGUGGUGCGAUUUCAGCUCACUGCCACCUCCACCUUCUGGGUUCAAACAGUUCUCCUGCCUCAGCCUCCCAAGUAGCUGGGACUACAGGUGCCGUGCCUAGCUAAUUUUCUUUGUAUUUUAGUAGAGACCAUCUUGGCCAGGAUGGUCUCGAUCUCAUGACCUCGUGAUCUGCCUGCCUCAGCCUCCCAAAUUGCUGAGAUUACAGGCGUGAGCCACUGCACCCAGCCUGAUUUAUUUUUUCUAUAAGGGCACUGAAAUGAAAAGUGAUUUAAAAAUCACCUACGUUGCUAUCUAUAAAACCUCAGAUAAUAGGCAUAUUAGAUUGCAUCUCAUUGGUAACUCUCCACUGAUAGAUACGUUUAUGUAAAUCAUGAAAUUCUGUUUAUAAAUGCAAAAUUGAAAUGUGGACAUAAAAUGGGUAUGCCGUUUGGUUAGCGAUACUAGGCUACAUUUAUGUAAUAACUAAUGACAAAAUUCAAAAAUGUAUGACUAGUGAUAGACAUAAAAUUUUCUUAGCAGUAAAAAUGCCCUUUAUUAUAGAAGGGAGGAUAUAAGGAAUCAACAGUUUGUAUGAAAAUAGCUCAAAUCAUUUAUUUUGAGUUUAAUAUUUCUUGUUUUGGUUUAUUAGCAUUUUAGAACAAAACGGCCUUAUAUAAUGAAGCCUAGUUUGCUGGACGGUUUUGACCUGGUUUAACUGUUCUGACAUAGUUGGGAAGGAGAGCUGACUAACCUUUGCCUGAAAUGACGCUAUAUAAUUUUUGCUUUGGCAAAUACUCAGUUCUAACUUGUGAUUCCUGGUAGAACAAGCUUUAUAUUUCAAGUCUAGGAAUGAUCUAGAAGGAGAUGUAUCUCAGUGCCUUUUAAAAUUUGUUGUGUGGUUUUCUUUUUAAAAGCCACACAGUAAUUUUGGAAAACAAUGUAUGGGUAGAACAUCUGUCCAGUAUUUUACGUGAAAUCACUUUUUUUAAUUUUUUGAGACACAGUCUUGCUCUGUUGCCAGGCGCCAGGCUAGAGUGUAGUGGCAUGAUCUCAGCUCACUGCAACCUCUGCCUCCCGGGUUCAAGCAAUUCUCCUGCCUCAGCCUCCCAAGUAGCUGGGACUACAGACGUGUGCCACCACGCCCAGCUAAUUUUUAUAUUUUAGUAGAGAUGGGGUUUCACUGUGUUGGCCAGGAUGGUCUCGAUCUCUUGACCUUGUGAUCUGCCCGUCUCGGCCUUCCAAAGUGCUGGGAUUACAGGCGUGAGCCACCACACCCCGCCUACAAAACCACUUUUAAUGGGUACAGAAAUUAGGAGGAAUAAGUUCUGAUGUCCUAUUGCACAGUAGGGUGACUAUAGUUAAUUAUUGAAUGUUCUUGCUACAAAUAAAUGAUAAAUGUUUGAGUUGAUGGGUGUGCUAAUUGCACUGAUUUGAUCGAUACACAUUGUAUCUGAAACAGUACAUGCGCCAUAAAUAUUUACAAUUAUGUAUCAGUUUAAAAUUUUAUGGAACAUUUAUAAUGUAAAAAUAUCAAACUGUAGAUUAACUUCUUGAUUUAUAUUUAAAUAUGAAUCUUAAGCAAAAUAGUGAAAAUAACUAUCUGGUUUAGUGUUUUUCUCCCAUAUGUGAUUUAUAGAUACUUAGAGUAAAAUCAACUAAACUGUAAGCAUAGAAUAGGCCGCAGGGAUAAUUUUGCACAGCAGUUUUACUAAUGGUACAUUGUUACAUUGUUGCUUAAAAAAAGACACACCCACACAUUGACUUAUGAAACCAUUGGCCAAAGGGAUUAGUACUUUACCUUUGGAGUUCCUCAAAGCCUUAUUUGAAGUUGAACCAAGUAGAAUCUUUUUUCCUGAGGAGUGUAGCAUAAAUGUGAUUAUAAACAUAGUACACAUAAGAUACAUGUAUGCAAUGACUGCUGUUUAUACAGAAUUUAAAUCUGCAACAACAUGUUUAUGGGUUAUUAAAAUUAUCUAAAUUCUUAGAUUCUGUGUAGUACACCUGUAUUGAUUUACAAAUAAAUGAUUUAUUAAGUGAUUAAGAA
This is a messenger RNA of Callithrix jacchus (white-tufted-ear marmoset), 6043 nucleotides long. It is a transcript of the gene MDM2, whose product is annotated as MDM2 proto-oncogene. Gene Ontology annotation, biological process: regulation of gene expression; regulation of cell cycle; cell cycle. Gene Ontology annotation, molecular function: p53 binding; identical protein binding; ubiquitin protein ligase activity. Lineage: Eukaryota; Metazoa; Chordata; Mammalia; Primates; Cebidae. The record is from RefSeq and is a predicted model, not a curated record. Gene Ontology annotation, cellular component: nucleus.